ACCGGACAGUCCGCGUCCCGCGCGCACACGGAUAACGAGAGCCGGAGCUGAGGAGCGCGUGCUGCGGAUGGAAAGAGGAGCGAGUGACGGGAGAGAAGAAGAAGAAAGAGAAGAAAAAGUGAAGAAAGAAGGAGAAAAAAGUGGUUUAUUCUUGUUUGUGCAGCUGGACAGAGAGACGGAGGAGAAGAAAAGUGAGUGAGACAGACGGUGUCCUCCUCCAUGUCGCUCCCCGGGUCUCCUCCGCUGCUCACGCCGGGUUCGGGCACUCCAACCCCGGUGGCGAUGUACCGCUCCGGCCCGGACGCGCUGCACAGCUCCGCCGCGUCCACCGGCGCGUCCAGUCCGCUCACCACCAACUCUCACACGCACUCCGUGUCCGCGUCCCCGCGCCUCACCUCCUCCAUGCUCAGCGCGUUCCUGCCCGGAGCAGGAGGCGCGCUGUCCGGCCUGGGGAACGGCGGCGCGGCUCCGCUGGUGUCCCCGGCUCUGGGCGCCCUCAGCGGGCUGGGCUCUCUCAGCGCGGCCGCACUGACCCCCGGCUCCCCGGGCUUGUCUCAGAGCUGCGGCAGCGCCGAGUGUAAGCUCGUGGAGGUCCACGGCGUGAAGGUGGCGAGCUUCUGCGUGGACGGCCACGAGCUCAUCUGCCUCCCGCAGGUGUUCGACCUGUUCCUGAAGCACCUGGUGGGCGGACUCCACACCGUGUACACGAAGCUGAAGCGGCUGGACAUCACGCCGGUGGUCUGCACCGUGGAGCAGGUGCGCGUGCUGCGGGGACUCGGAGCCAUCCAGCCCGGGGUGAACCGCUGCAAACUCAUCAGCAGGAAGGACUUUGAGGUCCUGUACCAGGACUGUACCAGCGCCAGCUCUCGGCCCGGUCGUCCUCCGAAGCGUUGUUCUGGUGCAGGGAUCCAGGAAAGCCCCAGGCUGCUGCACCCGGGCCUCCCCGGCCUGCUGUCCCCCAACCUGCUGUCCCACACUGGCCUGACAGCAGCGGCCAUGGCUGAACUCCAGAAGCUUCAGAAGAUGAAGAUGAUGAUGAGUCUGCAGAACGGCAACGAGUCUGACAACGACGACCUGCACUCUAACACAGGAGGAAGCGAGUGUUCCUGGGACAAGGAGCGCCUGACCAGUCCUCCUGCUGGAGCACACGCCGGAGGAGGAGGUGGUGGUGCUGGAGGAGGAGGAGGAGGAGCAGCAGGUGGAGGGAGUGGGAGGGCACCGAUCAUGGGAGCGGUCAAUCAACAACAGCUCCAACAGCAGCAGCUACUGGCUAACAGGCUGGACCUGCCCUUCAUGAUGAUGCCCCACCCACUGCUGCCCAUGGGCCUGCCUCCUGCCUCGGUCGCCAUGGCGAUGUCACAGAUGAACCACCUCAACACCAUCGCCAACAUGGCCGCCGCGGCCCAGCAGAUACACACUCAUGUUCACCGCGCCCCCGUCAUCAAGUUGUUGUCUUUUCUCCAGGAGAGAGUGUGCGACAGUCCUUCACUGUCUCCGUCUGUGGACGAGAACAACACUCCUCUGCAGUCGCAGCCGAGUAGCUCCGCCUCCAGCUCGCCUGAAAGACUGGGCCUGGUGUCAGCUGAUGCAGAUGUUCCGCUGACCAACACGACUGCAGCCAACAAGAAAAUAACAAAGGACAAAGAUGAGUUGUCGCUGGGACAAACUCUGCCUCCCGGUUUUCCCGCUCCGUUUCUGUUUGCCGACGGUUUGUCGUCCGUGGAGACGCUGCUCACGAACAUACAGGGCCUGCUGAAGGUGGCGGUGGAAAACGCCCGAGUGCAGGACAAACAGAUCCAGACGGAGAAGAGGGAGCUGAAGAUGGAGCUGUACAGAGAGCGGGAGAUGAGGGAGAGUCUGGAGCGACAGCUCACGUCUGAACUGCAGAGCAGAGCCUCCAUCCAGAAGAGACUGAAGAAGGAGAAGAAGGCGAAGAGGAAGCUGCAGGAGGCGCUAGAGUUCGAGUCAAAGCGGAGGGAGAGAGUGGAGGACGCUCUGAAACACUCGUCCUCGUCGUCUCCUGAGCCGCUGCACAACAACAACGACGCUGCUGCAGCCGAGGACAAACCUGAGGUUAAUGGAAACCAGCAAGACAACGGCAGCGUACAAGAUUCGCGGCCGUUCCUGAAAACUCCCAUGAUGUUUUAGAGGACGAUGCUGCGACCCCAGAAGCCCCGCCCACUUCCUCUCCCUCCUGUGCACAGAAGAACUCCACCAGCCCGUUUCCACGGCAACGACCUCCUCCCCGGCGGCGGGAUUCUACCUUUGCUACAAUGCGACGUUUUUGACGUGAAAACAAUGACUACUAAGAGACACGCCCCUUUUCUGGACUCAUUUUGGGGGCUGUCUCUCGUUCUCUCUCUCUCUCUCUUUUUCUUCUAUUUCUCAUUGUUGUUGUUUUUUUAAAGACAGACUUCGCAUAUUCGGUCUUUUCUCUUCAUUACCUCGUUUGUUCUGAAAACUGAAAAAUCAUUCCCGAAUUACUACAAGGAAAAAAACGGACGGGAGCAACAAAUUCAACAUCAACGCAAAUCAAAGUCAGACAUUUUAAAAACAUCGGAGAUGAACUUUGUUGGACGAGCGAGACUCUUAAAAAGUUCUGAUAACGUCACGCAAGACCCAGAAAGAAAAAAAAAGAGGACUGUUUCUGAAUGGUGCUAACGAGAUAAACGUUCUCACGGACGGACAAAGUUUCACUCACCUUUUUGGAUUUGGACGAAACUUCGGCUUCAGUGCGACUGUCACCUCCUCCCGAUUGGACAAUAAUCAGCUGAUCAGGACGAAGGAUGUGUUGGGGGGAAAAAAUCUGGAAGGAAAAAACAAAAAAAAUGAAACUUGAGACGUGAUUUCUCGCGUUUGAUUCAUUUUUUUGUUUGUUUUACAUACAGAAACGUAAAAAGAAUGCAUGUCGUCAUCCUCAUCACUCCAUCUCUUCCUUUAUCUUCUCUCCCUCUCUCUCUUUUUAAAGGGACAUUACUCUGAAAAAUGUUGGAUGCAGUUUUUCGAUGUACCAAUUAUUUUCUAUCACCCCCUAACUUCUAAUGUCAAAUCCGUUUCUCAAAUGAUGCAAAAGUGUAAAAAAAAAAAAAUAAGGAAAACCCACUUUUUUAUUACGAUGGAGUGAUUUUUAGAAAUGAUAUUAUUUCCCCCGAAAAAUGUGUUUCAUUCUCCUCCGAAUUUUUACCCCAGUUCUUCCUCCGUUUCUGGUGUUUGUCAAAGCGAAGCUCAGGAGUGCUUAAGCUAAAACAGUGUCGCCCCCUGGUGGACGUUUGGGGGGGGGGUAUUGCAGGUGGACUUUGGAGAAGGGUUAAAAAAUAAUCAUACUGAAAAUAUAAGUAUUUGCAUUUGUAAACAACGCAGCACUUUUCAGUUUUGAAUUUUGUAAAAAGCAAAAUUGUAUUCACGAUCAUUUUGAUCAACUUUGCAAAUUAUUCAACGGCUUUUUGGACCCAAUAUUUAAAGUCUGAUGGCGAAAACAAUACAAAUGUAAUAAAAAAUAAAUAAAAUCAGACCUAGCCUCGUACGUUUAGUAGAAUUUAAGGGCUUCAAAAUUUAGAAAUUUGGGAAGUCCCGAAAAAGUACCUUUAAGUCGACUUGGAGAACAGUGUUUGACUUGACGCUAGCACCACGCACAUACAUGCUAGUGCGGCGUUACAGUAAACAAACACGGGUGAAUAAAUCAAGCGCUCCUCGGCUUCGUACGAACACCUGUAAACGUUUUAUUCCUUCAGACGAGUGCAGACUGUUGUGUUGAAGUUUUGUUUUUAUUCCACUGCGUGUUUUUGUUUGUUUAUUUGUUGAUUAAUAUUUGAACAUGUGUACGGGA
Solea solea (common sole) is the source of this 3826-nucleotide messenger RNA. RefSeq names its product dachshund b (gene dachb). The record is from RefSeq and is a predicted model, not a curated record. The transcript is spliced from 12 exons. The coding region runs from base 220 to 2148 and encodes 642 amino acids. NCBI's taxonomy places the organism in Eukaryota, Metazoa, Chordata, Actinopteri, Pleuronectiformes, Soleidae.